GAAUUUACAGUUCAACUACAAACCAUAAAAAAAUGUUGUCUCAAAAAGUAGUUGGAAGCUUGAGAGUGAGUGUCGCACGAGCCCCAUUCAUGGCUGGUGUGCGUCAUAAGUCGGACAAUGCCGGCGAAGCUUCGUACUCUGAACAACCACUUUAUUUGAAUCCUCAUGCUUGGCAAGGAUUACCAGCUGAUAGAAUCUUUGAAUUACAUGAGUUGAGAAAGACUGCCUUAGGUAAGAAGUAUGUUCCUAAUGAUGAUGAAAGAAGAGCCAUUUUGUCUACUGUGACCGAAUUAGGUGCCAAGACCAAGCCUGAAUUGGAAUACGUCUAUGCACUUGAUCACUUCAAAGAAAGACACAUGAACAAUACACCAGUUAACUUGAGAGGGUUACCACCACAAAAGACCGGGAUUCAAGUGAUUAAACAAGGUGAAACUCCACAUCAACAAAGAAAGAUAGAUAUUUUGAAUACCGUCAGUGCAUAUGAAAUGCCUUUGUUAGCUAAAUUCCGUCAAGAAUAUAAGCCAGUUUCCAACAAGGAAGCACCUAUUACAUUAAGAUUCAGUGAUGAUUUUAGUGAAGAAUCAAGUUCUUUCAACCGUAAGGUUACCUUGUCUUGUAACCUUGCUGAUUUAGAAUUGAAUGAACAACAACAAAGAAAAUUUAAGAUUUUAUCGGGUCAAAGAUUUAACCAUGAAACAAAUGAAAUCAAAAUUGCCUCAGAUGCUUACCCUGAAGCUACUCAAAACGCUAGAUGGUUGGCUGAAACUUUUGAAAAGCUUUUGACACAUGCCAAGGAUUUAACUGACGAUUUAGCCGACGUGCCCAUUGACACACGUCACACACAAGCUCAAGCUCUGUACAGAAAGAAGGCUCAAAAGCACGAGUUUCCAGAAGCUUGGAAGAGACCUCAAGAUGCCCCAGCAUCAAAGUUCCAGAUUGUUCAAAAGCUUGUAGAGAAGGUUAAGGAUCAAAAGGAUAAGGAGUACAUGAAGCUGUUUACUCCUUAGAAUAGUAUGUCAUGCUAUUAUCUGUAUAUAUGUAAAUAAAAGGCAGUAGAAA
Molecule: messenger RNA, 1059 nt
Organism: [Candida] anglica
Lineage: Eukaryota; Fungi; Ascomycota; Pichiomycetes; Serinales; Debaryomycetaceae
Source: the annotation of a GenBank genome assembly